CUGCGCAGCCAAUCAGGAGCUGAAUCGAAUUCUAACCAAUAAAAGUCGGGCACAGGCGAGUUAUGACGUUUUGCUGUGUUCUGGCCAAUGAAAGUAGGCAACGGGAAUGCUGCUCAUUUGCAAGAGGGUGCUAUAAAGAUGUGGCCCCCGAAUCAGUACACUGUGCUGCUUUCUCUGGUUUCGUCUUUGUUGUGUUUGCCGUCUGUGAGACAGGAGCUUGCUGGGAUGCCUGAGCCAGCUAAGUCCGCUCCUGCGCCCAAAAAGGGCUCCAAGAAGGCGGUGACCAAGACCCAGAAGAAGGGCGACAAGAAGCGCAAGAAGAGCCGCAAGGAGAGCUACUCUAUCUACGUGUACAAGGUGCUGAAGCAGGUGCACCCUGACACUGGCAUCUCCUCCAAGGCCAUGGGCAUCAUGAACUCUUUCGUCAACGACAUUUUCGAGCGCAUUGCCGGCGAGGCCUCGCGCCUGGCACACUACAACAAACGCUCUACCAUCACCUCUCGGGAGAUCCAGACAGCUGUACGGCUCCUGCUGCCAGGUGAGCUGGCUAAGCAUGCAGUUUCUGAGGGCACCAAGGCUGUCACCAAGUACACCAGCUCCAAGUAAAAUCUCAGACCGACAGUCUUAAUCCAAAGGUUCUUUUAAGAGCCACCCACAUUUUCAAUAAAAGGGCUGUUCAGUCAAGUUAGCCUUU
Pezoporus occidentalis (night parrot) is the source of this 694-nucleotide messenger RNA. Its product is annotated as histone H2B 1/2/3/4/6-like. Gene Ontology annotation, cellular component: nucleosome. The transcript has a single exon. Gene Ontology annotation, molecular function: DNA binding; protein heterodimerization activity; structural constituent of chromatin. The coding region runs from base 88 to 606 and encodes 172 amino acids. Lineage: Eukaryota; Metazoa; Chordata; Aves; Psittaciformes; Psittacidae. The record is from RefSeq and is a predicted model, not a curated record.